CUCAAUUGAGCCAACGCGUUGGGGAUUAUACUAAGCGCUUUUGACCGAAGGAAGGAAAACCUCUGAGUGCAUCUGAAACCAUCAAGAUGAAGUCUUUUCUUCUGUGAACUGGUUCGGCUCCAAUCCCCUACUAUCCCUCCUUCGUGCCCAGUUCACCUAUAAUCUCUCUCUGUGCUCCCGACCCUGUUUCAGGUGUUUUCUCCGGCAACAAAAACAGCUCUGCUUCGAUAUCGAGGAUUUCGUUGCAUUGCGAAGCUAGUCACCAUACGGAUUCUACUUCGGCGAGGAGCAUGAGGAAGGUGUCAUCAGAGCCCGACACGAUCCUGUCGGAAACUGCGGGUUCCGGUGGCAACGUGAAUCAGAGUGAGGUUGGUGCGUAUUACAAGGAGAUGUUGAAGUUGGACCCCAGUAAUUCUCUUGUUCUCGCAAACUACAGCAGGUUUUUGCACCAGGUGGAGGGAGACAUGGUGAAAGCAGAGGAGUAUUAUGGAAAAGCAAUACUGGAGAGUCCUGAGGAUGGAGAGGUGUUGUCACUCUAUGGAACUCUAAUAUGGGAGACUCACCGAGACCAAUACAGAGCCCACUCCUAUUUCGAUCAAGCCCUUCAUGCCUCUCUCCACGAUUGUACGGUGUUGGGAUCUUAUGCCCACUUCAUGUGGGAGGCAGAGGAGGAAGAUGGUGGCGACAGCAAAAUCGAGAGAGAAAACUAAUCUGGUGAGGGUGGCAGCAGUGGCCGUGGUUGAGGCAUUCUAAAGAGAGAGGAGAUAUUGUCAAUAGUUUGCGGUCUCUUGAUCGCGUGCGCAGUGAUCCUUUUGAGUCCUGAACCUGAAGAAAGCAUAUCAAAUGAGAUUAUCAAUGGAAGUAAGCUCUAGUUAGCUGUUAUUAAUGUCGCUCCUAACAUGAUUAUGUGUAAAUUGUUACUGGAUUAAUGUAACUUGGAUCGAUCGUCCUGGAAACUGCAGGGGAGGACUCGGGUUUCUCUUGUGAUCGGCCCAAUUAAAGCUAGUUUGAGAUUUACUCGAAUAAUUGAAUUCAAUCACGGGAUACAAGAGAAGUGAAC
Molecule: messenger RNA, 1060 nt
Organism: Rhododendron vialii
Lineage: Eukaryota; Viridiplantae; Streptophyta; Magnoliopsida; Ericales; Ericaceae
Exons: 3
Coding region: 291-710 (139 amino acids)
Molecular function (GO): protein binding
Source: RefSeq, a predicted model, not a curated record